AUGGAAGUCUCAACCACCACCACGACCGAUUCCCCCGCCCUGACCUCCGCCCUCCCCGCCGACCUUGCGCAGUACCUGUCCCGCCUCGACGACUUCAUCGCCGGCACCAUCCAGCCGCUCCAAGCGCGCGACGACAACAACCGCUUCUUCGACCACCGCCGCGAGCACGCCCGCACCGACUGGGACGGCCACGGCCUGCCGCGCGCGGAAUGGGAGGCGCUGCUGGCCCAGGCCACGCGGCUGGCCGACGACGCCGGCUUCUGGCGCUUCGCCCUGCCCGCCCAGUACGGCGGCCACGAUGGCAGCAACCUGUGGAUGGCCGUCAUCCGCGAGCAUCUGGCCGCCAAGGGGCUCGGCCUGUUUAACGACCUGCAGAACGAGCACAGCGUCGUCGGCAAUUUUCCGGACGUCGUCAUGGUGCAUCGCUUCGGUAAUGAUAGCCAGAAGGAAGAGCUGAUCAACGGCCGCCUGGAUGGCAAAGUCAGCAUUACGUUCGGCUUGACCGAGCCCGGCCAUGGCAGCGAUGCUACGUGGAUGGAGACGCGCGCUGUGAGGGAGCGGAGGAGCGGGAAGGAGGGGUGGAGGAUCGAUGGCAGGAAGAUGUGGCAGACGGGCAUGCAUCGCGCUACUCAUUGCUUUGUGUUUGCCCGCACGAGUGGAAAAGAUGGGAGCGCGAAGGGGAUUACGUGCUUCGUGAUACCGCGAGAAACCCCGGGGAUCAAGGUUGAGAGCUACGAAUGGACGCUGAACAUGCCCACCGACCACGCCACCGUCUCUUUCGACAACGUCUGGGUCCCCCAGUCCGCCGUGCUCGGCCCGGACGAUGACGGCCUGUCCAUCGCCCAAGCCUUCGUGCACGAGAACCGCAUCCGCCAGGCCGCCUCCUCGCUGGGCGCCGCCACCUACUGCAUCAACCAAUCCGUCAUCCACGCCAACUCCCGCAAGCCCUUCGGCAAAGCCCUGUCAGCCAACCAAGCCGUGCAGUUCCCGCUCGUCGAGCUGGCCACGCAGGCCGAGAUGCUCCGCCUGCUCAUCCGCGCCACGGCCGCCGAGAUGGACCAGAUGCCGCCGGGCACCGACGACGUCGAGACCAAGCUCAGCCACAAGGUCGCCAUGUGUAACUACUUUGCCAACCGCCUGUGCACCGACGCCGCCGACCGCGCCAUCCAGGUCCACGGCGGCAUGGGCUACAGCCGCCACCUGCCCUUUGAGCACAUCUGGCGCCACCACCGCCGCUACCGCAUCACCGAGGGCAGCGAGGAGAUCCAGAUGCGCAAGGUCGCUAUGCACCUCUUCGGUCUCGGUAGUAGCGGGAAGAAGGAGGUGAAACUGUGA
Messenger RNA from Lasiodiplodia theobromae, 1335 nucleotides. Its product is annotated as Acyl- dehydrogenase. Gene Ontology annotation, molecular function: flavin adenine dinucleotide binding; oxidoreductase activity, acting on the CH-CH group of donors. The record is from RefSeq and is a predicted model, not a curated record. Lineage: Eukaryota; Fungi; Ascomycota; Dothideomycetes; Botryosphaeriales; Botryosphaeriaceae. The transcript has 2 exons. The coding region runs from base 1 to 1335 and encodes 444 amino acids.